This is a messenger RNA of Dendrobium catenatum, 2073 nucleotides long. RefSeq lists its product as uncharacterized. The transcript has 5 exons. The coding region runs from base 1 to 2073 and encodes 690 amino acids. NCBI's taxonomy places the organism in Eukaryota, Viridiplantae, Streptophyta, Magnoliopsida, Asparagales, Orchidaceae. The record is from RefSeq and is a predicted model, not a curated record.
AUGGAAGAGUCAUCCGUUGGUAACUUAUCUGAAGAAAAAAUUUUGAUCCUUAAAGCCAAAGUCAAUGAACUUCAAUGUACCUUAGCCCGAUUAAACUCUUGGUGGAAACAAAGAGCAAAAGCAAAGUGGUUAAAAGAUGGAGAUUUGAAUACAAGGAGUUGUUCUUUAAAUAACAGGCCAUGCCCGAGAGCUGUUUUAUCAGAUUUGGAUAGAGCAUUGCUUAAUUCGGAGCUUAAUCUGAAGGAAGUUUCUGAUUUUGUUACCCUUUUGGAAGGAGUUUUACCUGGUAUUGAUGGAAUAACACAUUCUUUUAUCAAAACUUAUUGGCAAAUCGUUAAAACAGAGAUCUGGGAAGCUUUAAAGCAGUUUUUUCAUACGGGUAUUAUGGAAUCUAAUUGGAAGGAUACUUUGAUUGUGCUCAUUUCAAAGGUGGAAAUGCCUAUGACACCUUCUAAUUUUAGGCCUAUAAGCUUAUGUAAAACAAUUUAUAAGCUUGUGGCUAAAAUUCUUCUUAAUAGAAUGGUUAAUCUUCUUCCAAAAGUAAUUUCGGAAAACCAAUCAGCUUUUAUUAAAGGCAGAUCUCUUACAUACAAUGUGUUAAUUGCUCAAGAAAUAUUCCACAAAUUCAGGUUUUCUAAAUCUUUAAAAGGAUUGGUUUCCUUUAAAAUAGACAUGGAGCAAGCUUAUGAUAGCAUGUCUUGGGAAACUUUGGAGCAAAUAUUGAGUUAUUUUGGCUUUCCGUUGCACUUCUCAAAGCUUAUUCUGGAAUGUCUUUUAUCUAAUGCUUUGAUGCAAGAAGAGAUGGAAAUAGGAAUCAAGGUUCAUCAUAAUGCUCCUAGGAUAUCACAUCUGCUUUAUGUAGAUGAUAUCUUGAUCUUUUCUGAAGCAAAUUUUAAAAUGAUAAAGAGGAUUAAAAGCAUUUUACAAGACUAUUGUAAUUGGUCAGGUCAAAAGAUCAAUUACAAUAAGUCUUCUAUUCUUUGUGGAAAAGCUGUUAGUAGAAGGAAAAAGAGAAAAAUAGCUCGGGUAAUGGGAUUCAAGCUUGUAAAGGAAUUCUAUUACUUAGGAGUUAAAAUUGCUCUUAGGAGAUUGAUGGCAUCAGAUUUCAGUUUUUUAUUGGAAAAAGUUCUUGGAAAGCUUGAUACUUGGGGAACCAAGUUUAUAUCUCUUGCUAGAAGAAUGACUCUUGCUAGAAUGAUAAUCCUUUCAAUACCAGUUUUUUAUUGCAUGCAUUCUCUGGUUCCGAAUGGUGGACGUGGUCUCAAAUCUUGUACACAAAUAAUUGAUUCUUUAAGAGCCAAGAUUACAUGGAAAUAUGUAAAUGAUGAAGACUCUCUUUUGCAUAAAUGCUUGAAGCCUAAAUAUGGGAAUUCUGGUUGGAUUCCGGAGUGGAAGCAUAGUUUAUCUUCAACCUGUAAAAUCUUAAGAAGUGGUGCUAAAGCUCUCAAAUUGAUUAUUAGAUGGAAUAUCUGUAAUGGUGAAAAAAUUAAUGUUUUGGAGGAUGUGUGGAUUUUUGAUAAAGCUCUAUGUAAAUGGCCAACGUUCCUUGAUAAUCUACAUAUUAAUGACUUAUGUGUAGACCAGUUCAUUGAAAAUGGCACAUGGAAUAUUGCCAAAUUACAGAAUGUCUUUGAUAAUAAUUUGCUUCAAAUUAUAUGCAACGUGAAGAUUGAUCAGGGGGCUGGAAUUGAUCAAAUGGAGCUAAUUUCUUAUAAUUCUGGAAAAACAUUGGCUGCAUUGUCUGAUGAAGCAUUAAAUAAAUUGGGCCUUUGGGAUGUUAAUCAACUAUCUCAGUUGUUUAAAAAUUCUUGGCAUCCUCCUCCACCCGAUUGGAUCAAAAUUAAUGUGGACAAUUCAUUGUUAUCUAAUUAUAAUGCCGGAAUUGGAGCUGUUGGCCGUGAUCAUCUUGGAAGAUUUAUUUUUGCUAAAGGAAUCAAAUGUACUCAUUGGGACAUUGCUCUUCUUGAACUAGAGGGUAUUUUAUCUCUUCAUGGAAUUAUCAAGGAUUGGAAUUCUCAAGUUCAAGGAAUUGUCAUUGAAGGAGAUAAUGAUAAUGUAAUGAAAAGUUUUUAA